AUGUGCGAACUGGCUCGCAAUAGCGUUCUUCAGAGUGGAUUCGAAGAUAAAGUGAAAAUUCACUGGCUAGGCCCACAUUAUCAAGAAGAAGGAGUGCUUGGUAAUGACAUUCAUCGGACGAACGUCCCAGAUAUUCGAGUGUCAUUCCGUCAUGAGGCACAUGUGGAUGAAUUGUGCAAUCUGUUCCGUGUUCAACACCUCACGAAUAGCGACCACGAAUAG
Molecule: messenger RNA, 222 nt
Organism: Ostertagia ostertagi
Lineage: Eukaryota; Metazoa; Nematoda; Chromadorea; Rhabditida; Trichostrongylidae
Source: the annotation of a GenBank genome assembly